This is a messenger RNA of Trichoderma harzianum CBS 226.95, 1077 nucleotides long. RefSeq lists its product as hypothetical. The record is from RefSeq and is a predicted model, not a curated record. Bases 1 to 1077 code for a protein of 358 amino acids. Gene Ontology annotation, biological process: electron transport coupled proton transport; ATP synthesis coupled electron transport. Lineage: Eukaryota; Fungi; Ascomycota; Sordariomycetes; Hypocreales; Hypocreaceae. Gene Ontology annotation, molecular function: NADH dehydrogenase (ubiquinone) activity. The transcript is spliced from 5 exons.
AUGUAUUUAAGUAUAAUUAUAUUACCUUUAUUAGGAUCUAUAGUAUCCGGAUUUUUUGGUAGAAAAGUCGGUGUGACAGGUAGUCGUAUCUUAAGUUGUUUAAGUAUAAUAACAACUACAAUAUUAGCUAUUAUUAGCUUCUUUGAAGUGCUUCAAUUAGGUAUGAUGGUUAUAGCUAUAGGAUUAUCUUCUUAUAAUGUUGCUAUUUUCCAUUUAAUAAAUCAUGCUUUCUAUAAAGGUUUAUUAUUCUUAGGAGCAGGUGCUGUAAUACACGCAGUUGUAGAUAAUCAAGAUUUAAGAAAAUAUGGUGGAUUAAUUUCUUUCUUACCUUUAACUUAUACAGUUAUAUUAAUAGCUAGUCUUAGUUUAGUAGCCUUCCCAUUUAUGACUGGAUUCUUUAGUAAAGAUUUUAUUUUAGAAUCUGCAUAUGGUCAAUAUCAUUUUAGUAGUAUUAAUGUUUACUUUAUUGCCACAAUUGGUGCUGUAUUUACUACAUUAUACUCUGUUAAAGUUAUAUACUUAACUUUCUUAGCAAAUCCUAAUGGAUCUGUUAAUUAUUAUAAAAAUGCUCAUGAAGGUGAUAUAUUCCUAAGUUUACCUUUAGUUAUAUUAGCUAUAUUCUCUAUAUAUUUUGGUUACUUAACUAAAGAUAUAUAUAUAGGUUUAGGAUCUGGAUUCUUUAUAGAUAAUAGUAUAUUUAUUCAUCCUAUGCGUGAAAUACUUAUUGAUACUGAAUUUGGUGUACCUACUAUAUUUAAAUUACUUCCUUUCUUCUUAACUAUAUUAUUCUCAGUAUUAUCUAUAGUUUAUUACGAAUAUAUGCCUAAAGUAGUAGUAGAUUUUAAUUUAACUAACUUAGGAUAUUAUAUUUAUGGAUUCUUUAACCAACGUUUUUUAGUAGAAUUCUUCUAUAACAAAUAUAUAGUUAACACUGUAUUAGAUUUAGGAGGUCAAACUACUAGAGUAUUAGAUAAAGCUUGUUUCUACUUAUCUAUCGCCACAAUAUUCACUUUCAUUACUUUUGAUAUAUUAUUUAUUGUAACCAUAGCAAGCAUAUUAAUAAUGUUUAACGAAUAA